This is a messenger RNA of Glycine soja, 552 nucleotides long. RefSeq lists its product as uncharacterized. The record is from RefSeq and is a predicted model, not a curated record. Bases 1 to 552 code for a protein of 183 amino acids. The transcript is spliced from 3 exons. NCBI's taxonomy places the organism in Eukaryota, Viridiplantae, Streptophyta, Magnoliopsida, Fabales, Fabaceae.
AUGUGCAUCGACUACCGCAAGCUCAACGAAGCCACAAGGAAAUACCAUUUUCUUUUGCCCUUCAUGGAUCAUAUGUUGGAGAGGCUUGCGGGACAUGCUUAUUACUACUUCUUGGACGGACGGAUGCCAUUUGAUUUAUGUAAUGCACCUGCCACAUUUCAGAGGUGCAUGUUGGCCAUUUUUGCAGAUAUGGUGGAGAAAAGUAUCGAGGUAUUCAUGGAUGACUUCUCAGUAUUUGGACCUUCAUUUGAAUAUUCAAAACUAAGGCUGAUUAGAUGGGUCCUGCUCAUACAAGAAUUUGAUAUAGUCAUCAAGGACAAGAAAGGAUCCGAGAAUGUGGUGGCUGACCACCUCUCCCAGUUGAAGAAUGAAGAAGUGACCAAUGAAGAACCGAAGAUAAAAGGAGAAUUUCCAGAUGAGUUCCUCUUACAAGCCACCGCAAGACCUUGCUUUGUUGAUGUGGCUAACUUUAAAGCCACAAGAAUAAUCCCCGAAGAGCUUAACUGGAGUCAGCGGAAGAAAUUUCUACAUGAUGCCCGCUUUUAUGUGUGA